GCUUGGGCGAAGGGGAGUUUUUUCGACAGCGCAGUGGCAGAUCUGACACAAGAGGUAUGCUUCUCACUCGUGCAUUACGUGUUUGGGGCCGCAAAGAGGCAGGCAGUGGCGGCACACAGACCAGCCUGAGGAGGGGCUGACUGACCCCAGAUAGACAGAGAGGAGAGCACAGCUAGGCAGAAGCAGAGCACACACGAUGGAUGACGUGGCAGCACGCUGCGCACCGGAAAGAGAAGGAAGCAUAGCAAUCAAUGGUCUGACUGACUGACUGACUACCUGGUGCCUUGUGGUGUGUUUCCCUGUUUGUGUGUGUGUGUGUCUAUAUGUGUGCGGCCAUUAGGUGAUCGAUUUGUCAUGAGUUUACUGAGAGCUGCCACUGCCCAUUUUUGCGUCAUUUUUGACUCUUGCCUGUGUGCUGUGGCGUGUUUGCCAAUGCAUGUGCGUUCCCCCGCAGUUUGCCUUGGAUCCGUUGCAUUUCAUUCUCAUCAUCCAUCACACAACACUCCCUCGGGACCAUCAUGUCCAAACCUGCUCGUGUGGUGCUCGGUGAGCCACCGCAACUGAUGACUCGUGUGAGUGUCUGUCUGUCUGUACGUGAUCAUUCAGUGACUGGAGCCAGUGGUGGUAUCGGCAAUGCAGCUGCCGUCGCAUUCGCCGAGAAGGGCGACAUCGUGGCCAUACACUACGCAGGCAAGGCAUAGAGGGAAUGAUCUUCCCGCGCCCAGCAUCCAUACCCGUGUGUGUGUUUCCCUUCUUGCAGGCAAUGAGGCCAAGGCCAAGGCGACGCUCGAUGCUGUGGAGAAGGCCGGCGGGAGCGGGGCGAUCUUUCAAGCCGACCUCUCGCGCGUCAGUGAGAUCACUCGACUCUACGAUGAGGUCAGAUGAUACUGAUGCUUGUGUGUGAGAGGCCUCGUCGGCCACUUCUCAUUAGCCCAUCCGCUCUCUUCUCGUCUGUUAAUAUCUUUUCUGCCUACAGGUGUACGCGCGCUUCGGGAAGGUGGAUGUUUUGUUCAACAACAGCGGACUGUGGGGCGAGGCGCACAUCAAAGACACCACAGAGGAACUCUAUGACAGGUCAGGCAGGUCAGGCCAUGGUGACUGGAUCCGGGGAUGAGCGAACGACGCUUUCCCUUCCUUUUACUCUCUCUCUCCUUCUCCCUCUCACUCAUUCAGGCUCAUGAAUCUGAAUGUCAAGGGGAUCUUCUUUUCGAUGCAAGAGGCCAUCAAGGUCCAGAUCUGCUGCCUCCACACCACCAGCAGCACGCCACACACACAAACAUACAAACAUCUGUCUGUCUGUCUGUCUGUUAGCGCAUGGGUAAGGGCGGCGUCAUCAUCAACAAUAGCAGCGUCCUUGGCAGCCACCCCUUGCCCAUGGUGGCCUGCUACUGUAAGCUCAGCAGAGAACACCAUUGAUUUGUGCGAGUGCAUUGUGUGAGCAUCAAAUGACUGAGUUGCUUGUGUGUGGUGGGUGCAGGUGCGACCAAGGCGGCGGUAAGAGAUUAG
Molecule: messenger RNA, 1506 nt
Organism: Vitrella brassicaformis
Lineage: Eukaryota; Vitrellaceae
Source: the annotation of a GenBank genome assembly